Messenger RNA from Penicillium cosmopolitanum, 1299 nucleotides. Its product is annotated as metalloendopeptidase WSS1. Bases 1 to 1299 code for a protein of 432 amino acids. The record is from RefSeq and is a predicted model, not a curated record. The transcript is spliced from 2 exons. NCBI's taxonomy places the organism in Eukaryota, Fungi, Ascomycota, Eurotiomycetes, Eurotiales, Aspergillaceae.
AUGAGAGAACUUGACUCUCUCAUCGGCGAAUAUCGCCAUGAAAAGAAACGCCCCCGUGAAUCAGAGGCCCUCUUCAUCCUCCGCAAAGUUGCCUCGGUCGUCAAGCCUAUCAUGCGCCAGCGCUCCUGGCGAGUUGGCGCCCUCUGCGAGUUCUACCCGGGACAGAAAAACCUUCUAGGGCUGAAUGUCAACUCGGGCCAGAAAAUAUGUCUAAGACUACGAUAUCCCUCGGAUCAGAAGCAAUUUCUUCCUUUCGAGCAGGUUGUCGAUACUAUGCUGCAUGAACUGUGCCAUAUUGUCCACGGGCCUCAUCACCGCGAGUUUCAUGCACUGUGGAAUCAGUUGCGGGAUGAGCACGAGGAGCUUGUCAUCAAGGGAUACACAGGCGAAGGUUUCCUCUCUCAAGGCAAACGCCUUGGCGGGACUCGAAUGCCACCUGACGAGGCCCGCCGACAAGCCCGUGCUGCUGCUGAGCAACGAAGGAUCCUCAAUAAAAACUCCGGGAAGCGUCUUGGAGGCGCCCCCGUGCUUCGAGGAACAGACAUCCGCAAACUGAGAGCAGAUGCCGCGCAGCGUCGUGUGGAGGUGACAAAUGGGUGUGCCUCGGGAACGGACAGAAGCACCGAGCUUGCCGAGGAAGCAUCACGGAAUGGCUUCAGGACCAAAGCUGAAGAAGAUGAUGCGAAUGAAGAGGCGAUCCUUCAGGCCUUCAUUGAGUUGAUUCAGGAGGAGGAACGUGAGAAGUAUGGAUCGUCAUAUAUCCCCCCCAAGCCAGGAGAACCCAGCUGGACCUCGCUCAGGCGAAUCAUCUGUUCCAGAAGUCUCCCAGGAUACGGCACAAGCUGGUACUUCAAAAGCAGCUGCACCGAGUACACCCCAGGGAUAUCGUCAGGACACACGCCAGAAGUAUUGGACCUCACAGCAGACAAUAGUUCAUAUGAGGCCCCUUGGACGUGUCCAACAUGUACGCUGGAGAACCCGUCCAGUUUUCUCUGCUGCGACGCAUGUGCCUCAGAAAGACCAACGCCGAAAGAGAAACAGCCUACCACACACCCGGAACCCAGACGUUCCGAGCAACCUACUUCGAAAAAGCGUCCGCUUCAGAUACAAGAGGACGAGCUGCCCGCGCGGGAUACAUUCGCAUUCAAGAACCGAAACCGAGCCCGAGACACCCUUGCUUCUAUGGAUCGCGAUACGAGCAAACGGCCUCUGGGAUGGCUUUGCGAGAAAUGUGGUAGUUUUAUGGAGAGUCAGUGGUGGACGUGCUCGGCUUGUGGGAAAAUGAAACCUUCCUCUUGA